GUUGGUCUUCGGAAAAAUCGAAAGUUAAAAUCAGAUUUUUUUGCGAAACAAGUUCCAGGCAUUCUUUCUUUUUCUUUUUCUUUCUUUCACGGAGGGACUUGCACCUUGCAGCACUCAUCCUUCUCUUUCAUUUUUCCUCAGCACACGGAGAAAAGAAAGACAUGGCAGUUUACCAGCCGCCCACCCAGGUGGUGACCCAAGUGACGACCACCUCGCGGCAAUACUCCAACUGGAGUACCGGCCUUUGUGAUUGCUGCAGCGACAUGAGCACGUGCUGCUGCGCCCUGUGGUGCUUCCCGUGCAUGCAGUGCCAGACGGCCAGCAAGCACGGCUGGUGCUGCGCCAUGCCGCUGCUGGAUUUCUGCUGCAUCGUGUCCUGCAUGCUCCGCAGCUCCAUCAGGCAGCGCCACGGAAUCCCGGGUUCUUGCUGCGACGACUGCUGCAAGCUGUACUGGUGCUUCCCGUGCGUGUGGUGCCAGAUGAACCGCGAGGUGAAGAUCCGGGCCAACGAGGGCACCAUGUCCGCUGUCACCACCCAGGUCGUCAGGACGGUGUAGCGACUGCGAGCGCACGUCCCCGCGGGUCCGAGCGCUGACCCGCGUUCUGUCCUUCCUGCUCCGUUGCAUGUUCUCAGUAGCAAAUGGAAGUGACACAAUAUCGGGUAUAUUAACAUUUCAUUUUCUUUUGCGUGACUCAUCUUUGCCAAUACUUUUGCUGCGGCUACUCUGUUCCUUCCCAUUUUUUCUUUUUUUUUUUUUUGGUGGUGACGUUCCAAAGCCGUCAGUGUCGAGAUCACAAAUACAUUCGUUUCAUCGCGUUCAUUCAAGCAUACACAAUUGUAUUUUCAAAUCUGUUUCAUUUGAAAAGUUGUAUUCGGAGAAAUAUAUAAGAAUUCUAGUUGUGGACUAAGUCUUGACAAAUAAAAAAACAGGAAGAAGAGA
This is a messenger RNA of Syngnathoides biaculeatus (alligator pipefish), 941 nucleotides long. RefSeq names its product plac8 onzin related protein 1 (gene ponzr1). NCBI's taxonomy places the organism in Eukaryota, Metazoa, Chordata, Actinopteri, Syngnathiformes, Syngnathidae. The record is from RefSeq and is a predicted model, not a curated record. The transcript is spliced from 4 exons. Bases 162 to 557 code for a protein of 131 amino acids.